AUCAGCGACUAUUAUCUCUUCUACAAGAUGAGUAACAGCCACCCACUUCGCCCCUUUACUGCAGUGGGGGAAAUUGAUCAUGUGCACAUUUUGUCUGAACAUAUCGGUGCCUUGUUGAUUGGGGAAGAAUAUGGUGACGUCACAUUUGUUGUGGAAAAGAAACGUUUUCCUGCCCACCGGGUAAUUUUAGCAGCGAGGUGCCAAUAUUUUCGAGCAUUGCUAUAUGGUGGAAUGCGAGAAUCUCAGCCAGAAGCAGAAAUCCCCCUCCAGGACACCACUGCGGAAGCGUUCACGAUGCUACUCAAGUACAUCUACACUGGGCGGGCGACACUGACGGAUGAGAAGGAGGAGGUGCUGCUGGACUUUCUGAGCCUGGCUCAUAAAUAUGGAUUUCCAGAGCUGGAGGAUUCUACCUCUGAGUAUCUCUGCACCAUACUCAACAUUCAGAAUGUCUGUAUGACUUUUGACGUUGCCAGUCUCUACUCACUGCCCAAGUUAACUUGCAUGUGCUGCAUGUUUAUGGACAGAAAUGCUCAGGAGGUGCUCUCAAGCGAAGGCUUCCUCUCUCUUUCUAAGACAGCACUUUUAAACAUCGUAUUAAGAGAUUCAUUUGCAGCUCCCGAAAAAGAUAUUUUCCUAGCCUUGUUCAACUGGUGUAAGCACAAUUUAAAGGAGAAUCAUGCAGAAAUCAUGCAGGCUGUGCGUUUGCCUCUGAUGAGCCUCACCGAACUGCUCAACGUUGUGAGGCCUUCGGGACUGCUGUCUCCUGAUGCCAUUCUGGAUGCUAUUAAAGUUCGAUCAGAGAGCCGGGAUAUGGACCUCAAUUACAGAGGCAUGCUCAUACCAGAAGAAAACAUUGCAACUAUGAAGUAUGGAGCCCAGGUUGUAAAGGGGGAGCUGAAAUCUGCCUUACUAGAUGGUGAUACUCAAAAUUAUGAUUUGGACCAUGGAUUUUCCAGGCAUCCAAUUGAUGAUGACUGCCGUUCUGGCAUUGAGAUUAAGCUAGGUCAGCCGUCCAUUAUCAAUCACAUACGGAUACUCCUGUGGGACCGAGAUAGCCGGUCUUAUUCAUACUUCAUUGAAGUGUCCAUGGAUGAACUUGAUUGGAUCAGAGUGAUUGAUCAUUCACAGUAUCUGUGUCGUUCUUGGCAAAAGUUAUAUUUUCCAGCCCGUGUCUGCAGAUAUAUUCGAAUAGUUGGGACUCACAACACAGUGAACAAGAUUUUUCACAUUGUGGCUUUUGAAUGCAUGUUUACAAACCAAACCUUCACUCUCGAGAAGGGCCUGAUAGUUCCCAGGGAGAAUGUCGCAACGAUUGCUGAUUGUGCCAGUGUGAUUGAAGGAGUCAGUCGGAGCCGAAACGCCUUGCUGAAUGGGGACACCAAGAAUUAUGAUUGGGAUUCUGGCUACACAUGCCAUCAGCUAGGAAGCGGGGCCAUUGUGGUUCAGCUGGCACAGCCAUACAUGAUUGGGUCAAUACGGUUAUUACUUUGGGACUGUGAUGAUCGGAGCUACAGCUACUACAUUGAGGUUUCCACCAACCAGCAACAGUGGACCAUGGUGGCUGACAGAACUAAAGUCUCCUGCAAGUCCUGGCAGUCGGUAACUUUUGAAAGACAGCCUGCCUCCUUCAUCCGAAUCGUUGGAACACACAACACAGCAAAUGAGGUGUUCCACUGUGUCCACUUCGAGUGUCCGGAGCAGCAGAGCAGCCUGAAGGAGGAAACCAGCGAGGAGCCGGGGACGGGGGACACCAGCCCGGCCAGUCAGCCGCUUGAGCCCCGCGCCCUGCAGGCCCCCGGCGGCAGCUCCCUGCCCUCCAGCCCGGCCUCUCGCUCAUCCGGCCGGCAGCACCAGUAACGGGGCUCUGGUGGGCAGUGACUCGGGGGACCAUCUCCCCAGCAGGGCUUUGUCACUGCCCCGCCCCUUCCUGCGGGGAGCAGACCGGCUGCAGAGACAGACACGGAGCAGGUUUGCUCCCAAGGACAGGAAGGGGCCGCUUUGUUCUCCUCAAUUCGUUCCAAUCAGGCUGGUCUCCAGGGGGAGAAAAUGGCCUUCAAUCUUCAUCAGUCCUGCGUUCACACCCUACCUCUCCCAUCUCACCAGGCCCAGAGCAGGCGCGAGUGGGCGGGCAGGGGGCAGACCGGCCUCUCGGACCUGGGGCGCCCUUUGAGAAAUGGGUUUCCUUCAUGUCUACUCCUGAACACGUCACCCUGGCAACUGAAUGGCUUUUUAUUUCUUUUAGUUACUCCCUGUCUGCGGAAUCAUAGGUGUUCGGGUCUUUUUGAAAUGCUCAAACGGCACUUUUUUUAA
Messenger RNA from Myotis lucifugus (little brown bat), 2313 nucleotides. It is a transcript of the gene BTBD9, whose product is annotated as BTB domain containing 9. Gene Ontology annotation, biological process: circadian behavior; modulation of chemical synaptic transmission; adult locomotory behavior. The coding region runs from base 28 to 1860 and encodes 610 amino acids. The transcript has 10 exons. NCBI's taxonomy places the organism in Eukaryota, Metazoa, Chordata, Mammalia, Chiroptera, Vespertilionidae. Gene Ontology annotation, molecular function: protein binding. The record is from RefSeq and is a predicted model, not a curated record.